Messenger RNA from Tarenaya hassleriana, 755 nucleotides. RefSeq names its product basic leucine zipper 9-like. The record is from RefSeq and is a predicted model, not a curated record. The annotation marks the transcript as partial. The transcript has 6 exons. Gene Ontology annotation, biological process: regulation of DNA-templated transcription. NCBI's taxonomy places the organism in Eukaryota, Viridiplantae, Streptophyta, Magnoliopsida, Brassicales, Cleomaceae. Gene Ontology annotation, molecular function: DNA-binding transcription factor activity.
CCUCUUCUUCCUCCCCCCCCUCCUUCCCUCCCUCUCCUCUUUCCACCCUCUCUUCCCACUUUGCACAAUAAGUGAAAAUGGAUCACAGAGACAACAACGACAACACAUGCAUGAAGAGAAGCGCUUCAGAGUUGGCUCUCGAGGAGUAUCUCAUGAAAGCCAUGUCUUCCUCAGAUUCAAUACCAGAAACCGCCAUUAACACGUGCCCUCCACACCCUUCUUCUGAUUCCAAGAACAGGGAUCACACUUGUGGAUCAGCAGAGAGCCUUUUCUGGUUUGAGUGCAUAACCCCUCUCGCCACCAUCGAUGCUCAGUCAUCCAUCUGCGAGAACCUAUCAGCUGAUAGCCCGUUGUCCGCAAAUAAGCCAGAGGCAAGAGGAGAAGGGAGGAGAGCUGGAAGUGGAUCCUACAACGACCAAUCUGAUGAAGAAGAUGACGAGACAGAAGCUGGUCUAUCUGAACAGGCUGAUGAUCCAAACGGUAUCAAACGUCUCAGAAGGAUGUACUCGAACCGGGAAUCCGCAAGACGAUCUAGGAGAAGAAAGCAAGAACAACUGCAAGAUCUCGAGUCACAGGUUGAGAAUCUGAGAGGAGAGAACUCAGUCUUGUACAAGCAGCUCAUAGGUGCAACCCAACAGUUCCGGAAUGCAGAUACAAGUAACAGAGUUCUCAAAUCAGAUGUGGAAACUCUCAGAGUCAAGGUGAAACUAGCUGAAGAUUUGGUAGCAAGAGGGUCACUUACAAGCAGCUUGAAU